Coregonus sp. 'balchen' is the source of this 10204-nucleotide messenger RNA. NCBI's taxonomy places the organism in Eukaryota, Metazoa, Chordata, Actinopteri, Salmoniformes, Salmonidae. The record is from the annotation of a GenBank genome assembly.
AUGAAGAAUUACCUGUUGAACUAUGUGUCCCUAUACAGCGUGUGUUCUCGAGUGUCUGUUUCUCUGUCUCUUUGACCCCCUCAGACUCAACACUUAGCCAUGGCAUCUGUGUCAGUCAGCUCUCGUCUAAACAAGGCCAUCCAUCAGCACUACAUGUCCCUCCCUCAGGGGGACUUGUGUCAGGUCACCUACAUCUGGAUCGAUGGCUCCGGGGAGGCCCUGAGGAACAAGACUCGCACCCUGGACAGAGAGCCCCAGGGAAUAGAAGGUAACACAUUAAAUCAAAUGUUAUUUGUCACAUGCUUCAUAAACAACAGGUGUGGACUAGCAGUGAAAUGCUUACGGGUCCUUCCCAACAAUGCAGAGAGAAAAAAAGAGAAAUACUAGAAAAAUAAUACGAGGAAUAAAUACACACAGAGUAUCGAUAACUUGGCUAUAUAAACAGGGUAAGUACCGAGUCGAUGUGCAGGGGUACGAGGUAAUUGAGGUAGAUAUGUUCAUAUACAGUGAGGGAAAAAAGGAUUUGAUCCCCUGCUGAUUUUGUACGUUUUCCCACUGACAAAGACAUGAUCAGUCUAUAAUUUUAAUGGUAGGUUUAUUUGAAGAUUGAGAGACAGAAUAACAACAAAAAAAUCCUGAAAAACGCAUGUCAAAAAUGUUAUAAAGUCAUUUGCCUUUUAAUGAGGGAAAUAAGUAUUUGACCCCUCUGCAAAACAUGACUUAGUACUUGGUGGCAAAACCCUUUUUGGCAAUCACAGAGGUCAGACGUUUCUUGUAGUUGGCCACCAGGUUUGCACACAUCUCAGGAGGAAUUUUGUCCCACUCCUCUUGGCAGAUCUUCUCCAAGUCAUUAAGGUUUCGAGCCUGACGUUUGGCAACUCGGACCUUCAGCUCCCUCCACAGCUUUUCUAUGGGAUUAAGGUCUGGAGACUGGCUAGGCCAAUCCAGGACCUUAAUGUGCUUCUUCUUGAGCCACUCCUUUGUUGCCUUGGCCGUGUGUUUUGGGUCAUUGUCAUGCUGGAAUACCCAUCCACGAUCCAUUUUCAAUGCCCUGGCUGAGGGAAGGAGGUUCUCACCCAAGAUUUGACGGUACAUGGCUCCGUCCAUCGUCCCUUUGAUGCGGUGAAGUUGUCCUGUCCCCUUAGCAGAAAAACACCCCCAAAGCAUAAUGUUUCCACCUCCAUGUUUGACGGUGGGGAUGGUGUUCUUGGGGUCAUAGGCAGCAUUCCUCCUCCUCCAAACAUGGCGAGUUGAGUUGAUGCCAAAGAGCUCGAUUUUGGUCUCAUCUGACCACAACACUUUCACCCAGUUCUCCUCUGAAUCAUUCAGAUGUUCAUUGGCAAACUUCAGACGGGCCUCUAUAUGUGCUUUCUUGAGCAGGGGGACCUUGCGGGCGCUGCAGGAUUUCAGUCCUUCACGGCAUAGUGUGUUACCAAUUGUUUUCUUGGUGACUAAGGUCCCAGCUGCCUUGAGAUCAUUGAGAUCAUCCUCCCGUGUAGUUCUGGGCUGAUUCCUCACCAUUCUCAUGAUCAUUGCAACUCCACGAGGUGAGAUCUUGCAUGGAGCCCCAGGCCGAGGGAGAUUGACAGUUAUUUUGUGUUUCUUCCAUUUGCGAAUAAUCGCACCAACUGUUGUCACCUUCUCACCAAGCUGCUUGGCGAUGGUCUUGUAGCCCAUUCCAGCGUUGUGUAGGUCUAAAAUCUUGUCCCUGACAUCCUUGGAGAGCUCUUUGGUCUUGGCCAUGGUGGAGAGUUUGGAAUCUGAUUGAUUGAUUGCUUCUGUGGACAGGUGUCUUUUAUACAGGUAACAAACUGAGAUUAGGAGCACUCCCUUAGGAGUGUGCUCCUAAUCUCAGCUCGUUACCUGUAUAAAAUACACCUGGGAGCCAGAAAUCUUUCUGAUUGAGAGGGGGUCAAAUACUUAUUUCCCUCAUUAAAAUGCAAAUCAAUUUAUAACAUUUUUGACAUGCGUUUUUUUCUGGAUUUUUUUGUUGUUAUUCUGUCUCUCACUGUUCAAAUAAACCUACCAUUAAAAUUAUAGACUGAUCAUUUCUUUGUCAGUGGGCAAACAUACAAAAUCAGCAGGGGAUCAAAUACUUUUUUCCCUCACUGUAGGUAGGGAUAAAGUGAAUAGGCAACAGGAUAGAUAAUAAACAGUAGCAGCAGCGUACAGUAUGUGACUAGUCAAAAGAGUGCAAAAAGCGUCAAUGCAGAUAGUCUGGGUAGCUAUUUAACUAACUAUUUAGCAGUCUUAUGGUUUGGGGAUAGAAGCUGUUCAGGGUCCUGUUGGUUCCAGAUGGUGCAUCGGUACCGCUUGCCAUGUGGUAGCAGAGAGAACAGUCUAUGACUUGGGUGGCUGGAGUCUUUGACAAUUUUUAGGGCCUUCCUCUGACAAAAAAGUAUGUGGACACCUGCUCGUCGAACAUCUCAUUCUAAAAUCAUGAGCGUUAAUAUGGAGUUGGUCCCGUCUUUACUGCUAUAACAGCCUCCACUCUUCUGGGAAGGCUUUAGCAUUAAGAUUUCCCUUCACUGGAACUAUCCCGAACCAUAAAAACAGCCCCAGACCAUUAUUCCUCCUCCACCAAACUUUACAGUUGGCAAUAUGCAUUCGGGCAGGUAGCGUUCUCCUGCAUCUGCCAAACCCAGAUUAGUCAGUUGGACUGCCAGAUGGUGAAGGGGGAUUUAUCACUCCAGAGAACAAGUUUCCACUGCUCCAAAGUCCAAUGGCGGCGAGCUUUACACCACUCCAGCCGACACUUAGCAUUGCGCAUGGAUAUCUUAGGCUUGUGUGCGGCUGUUUGGCCAUGGAAACCCAUUUUAUGAAGCUCCGGACGAACAGUUCUUGUGCUGACGUUGCUUCCAGAGGCAGUUUGGAACUCGGUAUUGAAUGUUGCAACCGAGAACUAUUUUUACGCGUUAUGCGCUUCAGCACUUAGCGGUCCCAUUCUGUGAGCUUGUGUGAACUACCACUUCACAGCUGAGCCGUUGUUGCUCCUUGACGUUUCCACUUCACAAUAACAGCACUUACAGUUGACUCGGGCAGCUCUAGCAGGGCAGAAAUUUGAUGAACUGACUUGUUGGAAAGGUGGCAUCUUAUGACGGUGCACCAUUGAAAGUCACUGAACUCUUCAGUAAGGCCAUUCUACUGCCAAUGUUUGUCUUUGUAGAUUGCAUCGCUGUGUGCUCGAUUUUAUAAAUCUGUCAGCAAAGGGUGUGGCUGAAAUAGCCGAAUCCACUAAUUUGAAGGGGUGUCCACAUACUUUUGUAUAUAUAGUAUAGGUCCUGGAUGGCAGGGAGCUCGGCCCCAGUGAUGUAUUGGGCCUUACGCACUACCCUCUGUAGCACCUUGCGGUCGGAUGCCAAGCAGUUGCCAUACCAAGCGGUGAUGCAGCUGUAUAACUUUUUGAGGAUCUGAGGGCCCAUGCCAAAUCUUUUCAGCCUCCUGAGGGGGAAGAGGCUUUGUGUGCCUUCUUCACAACUGUGUUGGUGUGUGUGGACAAUCAUAGUUCCUUAGUGAUGUGGACACCGAGGUACUUGAAGCUCUCAACCCCCUCCACUACAGCCCAGUCGAUGUGGAUGGGGACAUACUCGGCCCUUCUUUGCUUGUAGUCCACGAUCAGCUCCUUUGUCUUCAUCACGUUAAGGGAGAGGUUGUUGUCCUGGCACCACAAUGCCAGGUCACUGACUUCCUCCCUAUAGGCUGUCUCAUCAUCGUCGGUGAACAGCAAACUUAAUGAUGGUGUUGUAGUCGUGCGCUGCCAGGCAGUCGUGGGUGAACACGGAGUACAGGAGGGGACUAAGCACACACCCCUGAAGGGCCCCCGUGUUGAGUGUCAGCGUGGCGGAUGUGUUGUUGCCCCUCACCACUUGGGGGCUGCCCGUCAGGAAGUCCAAGAUCCAGUUGCAGAGGGAGGUGUUCAGUCCCAGGGUCCUGAGCUUAGUGAUGAGCUUGGAGGGCACUAUGGUGUUGAACGCUGAGCUAUAGUCAAUGAACAUAAUUCUCACAUAGGUGUUCCUCUUGUCCAGGUGGGAGAGGGCAGUGUGGAGUGCAAUAGAGAUUGCUGAAUCCAUUGCUCUGUUGGGAUGGUAUGCAAAUUGGAGUGGGUCCAGGGUUUCUGGGAUGAUGCUGUUGAUGUGAGCCAUGACCAGCAUUUCAAAGCAUUUCAUGGCUACAGAUGUGAGUGAUACAGGGCAAUAGUCAUUUAGACAGGUUACCUCAUCGUUCUUGGGCAUAGGGACUAUGGUGGUCUGCUUGAAACAUGUAGGUAUUACAGACUGGGUCAGGGAGAGGUGCUUGCCAGCUGGUCAGCGCAUGCUCUGAGUACGCGUCCUGAUAAUCUGUCUGGCCCUGCGUCCUUAUGAAUGUUAACCUGUUUAAAGGUCUCAAACCUCGUUCACAUUACAAAUAAGUAUGUUGUGCCGGAUAUCAUGCAUUUCAAUGGGGACGACCACAACAGAGUGGAAACGCAACGCCCCCCCUUGCGGUUGAAGGCUGCAUACUUUGACAUUUUUCAAACUUUACGUCGUCUUCAGUUCAGGCAGAGUCCGUCAAAGAACAGGAAGUUACCAAACAACAGAAGAAGAUGAAAAUAUUUGGUUUUCAGUGAUGGCUUUAUGGGAUAGCUAGCAACUUGUAAACAAUUACCCAUUCCUCCUGGCUGUUAAGCCAAUUAUAUUAUAUGAAUGUUGCCUCCCGUUUAAGUUUAUUGUGAAGGUAAUGACAUUUGGUUUUUGAUGAUAAUUGUUAGGUGGAGGUUGCUAGCUACAAUGGUAUCUUCAACCUAGCCUAGCUUUUAGCUAGCUAGCUAGCUGCUCUGCAGUGUAAGCUAGCUUGACAUGCUAUAACAUUAGAGAAACAAGUUGAGGAAAAAGUUACUAAACAAAGCAUGUUUUAUUAUCACCUGAAACAAUAUAUUUAUCCUGUCUUGAAUGAAAAGGUCAUGUUUUGCAAUCUCCCAAAAUAAAUGCGAUCUCUGAUGAGAGACAGGUUCUUCUCCAUCUUGCAUUACAAACACUACACUUGUCCAUUCAGUAGCGGGACAAGACUCCGUGAAGAUGACGUAUGGCGUAAUGAAAUACGUCACGAUGUAAAUUGGGUCAUUACAUCGGUUACGGAGAGCGAGAUUACAUAGUCGUCCGGAACAGCUGGUGCUCUCAUGCAUGGUUCAGAGUUGCUUGCCUCAAAGCUUGAAGAUGAAUGUCCCCCUCCUUGAAAGCAGCAGCUCUUUAGCUCAGUGCUGAUGUUGCCUGUAAUCAAUGGCUUCUGGUUGGGAUAUGUACAUGUGGUCACUGUGGGGACGACGUUGUCAAUGCUUGUAAGAAGGAAUCAGGAGGAUAGAGUUAUGGUCAGAUUUGCCAAAUGGAGGGCGAGGGAGUGCUUUGUAUGCGUUUCUGUGCACAUGUGACAUGCCGGUAAAGAUUAGGUAAGACCGAUUUUAGUUUCCCUGCAUUCAAAAUUCAAAAGGCACUUGCACAUCUGAGCUAUCUUUGUUGCAGGUGCAUGGUAACAAUUGAAUAACAUGAGAGAAAUAAGAAACCAGCACUGCUCUUACUAGUAUCACUGUUCUUUAUUAAGCUUUACUCAUAAGCCUCAAUGACUUCGUCAGAGCUUUUGUGAGUGUUCAGUGCAUCGAAUGGGGUUGGAGUCAAGGAAAAAUAAACGUGUUACCAAAUAUAACAACGUGCAUUUCAGAAAUAUUCUAAUAAAGUAUGUACAUAAAACGUAUUAAACAUGUCUGUAAAACCACAAUGAGGACAUCGACCUAUCAAGUAAGUUUUCAUAAAUCAUUGGGUACAGUGCACGAUAAAAACUUCAGAGUAGGCUGAAGUGGUUUUAACUACAAGGCAUUAGUUCAUGUUCACAUUUACAACAUAACAUGCAUGGACAUUUCAUCAUUAAGACCUUUUGGGAAUAAUGUCUGGAGGGUGUAUUGCUCAGAAGAUUAUUUAUAUCCCCUCCUCUGUCUGAUAUCUUGACUUUCUCUAUGCCACAACAUCUAAAUGUAGAAAUGUCAUGUUUUUGGUCAUUAAAAUGUAUUUAAUCCCUGUCGUUUCUCCUGAUUUAACUUUUAUGUUCACUAAUUCUCUGUUUGUGAGAACGACAGGUUUUUCCUAUAUAAAACAACCCACAUAGACAUUUAAUCAUGUAGAUAACAUGGGUGGAGGAGCAUGUAAUAAUGUAAUUUAUUUGGAACCGUUUUCCUGUAUGUGGGUGGCAGAAAAAUUGACACUUCAUCAUAUUGUUGCACAGUGCGCAGCCUCUGCAUUUAUAGCUACCAUUCAGAAGAGGGCGUAAAAGAGCCUGGCUCAUUUUUCUUUUGUGGCUGGCAGUUGGUAUAGACCAGGGUUCUUCAAUUCCGGUCCUGGAGGGCCGAAACACUUCUGUUUUUUUAUUUCUACCUGGUAGUUAAUUGCACUCACCUGGUGUCCCAGGUCUGAAUUAGGCCCUGAUUAGAAGGAGAGAAUGAAAAACAGAGGUGUUUCGGCCCUCCAGGACCGGAAUUGAAGAACCCUGGUAUAGACCAAUACAAUAAGUGGUGAGUUCUUAAAUUCCGCUGACAAAGCUGGGUCCGAUGAUAAAACAUGCCAGUAUUUCUUGACAGCAUCUCCCACUUUGCGCGAGCUCAAAGUAUAUGUGGUGGUGAACAUUACUGAGUGUUCUUUAGCGCUAGUGGGUAUUUUUUUGUAGAAGUUCAUCUCGUGUUUUCCCUGGUGCCAUAUUAAGAUCUUCAGCCACGCAUUGUGGAGGGUAGCCUCUUAUUAGAAACCUAUUGCGUAUUUCCACUGCUUUUUCUAGAUAGUCCUCUGUGGAGUGGCAUAUAUGGCGCAGGCUGAAAAACGGGCUUCUUGGAAGUCUAUGUAAUAGAGAAUUUAUGUCCCUUUCUUUUCUGUACAGAGUUGUAAAUAGGGUUCCAUUUGAUUUCUCAAUCCACAUAUCGAGGUAAUGAACAGGUUUAGUGUCACAUUCAAUUGUGAAUUUUAGAUUAGGGUCAAUGUCAUUGAGUAACGUCAUAAAGUCUGACAGCUCUUCUCCCGUUCCUCCCCAUAUGCAAAAAAAAAAUUAAUAUAUCGAUAUCACUUCAGGAUUUUAUUCAAGAAUGGAUUUUCAUUUUCAUUGAAAAUGUUCUUCAAAUAGACCCACAUAAAGGUUAGCAUAGCUUGGAGCGAAUGUGGAGCCCAUCGAUGUUCCAUUCGUUUGGAGACAGUAUACAUAAUCAAACCUGAAAUAGUUAUGUCAGAACAUAUUCAGCCAGCUCUAGAAAAAAGUUUGUUAGUGGGUAUUUGUUGCUAUUUCGGUCUCAGGUAGUGUCGGUCUUCCCCCCGUGUGGGGAAUGCUGGUGUACAGACUUUCGACAUCUAAUGUAAGCAAAAAACAGUCUUCUGUUAAUCCCGUUAUUGGUGAGAUCUUGUUUGUAAAAUCUAUAGCGUCUUUCACAUAUGAUGGCAAAGUUUGCACAUGAGAUUUGAUAAAGGAGUCUACAAAGUUCGACAAUGGUUCUAGCAUUGAGCCUAUUCCUGCGACCACUGGUCUGCUUGGAUAAUUGCCUUGUGUUUUUAGAUGUAUGUAAUUUAGGCAAAAGGUACAGGCAUGUAUGACACAUUUGCAGAAAAGGUAGUCAUAUUCAGGUUUUGAGAUAAGGUUGUUUAAUGGGGCUUGCUCCAGAUUUGAGUUAAUAUCCCUUUGGAACACCAGUGUGGGAUCAACACUCAGUUUUCUAUAGAAACGUUAAUUACUGAAUUGAAUCUCUGAAUCUCUUUGUAUUUUUCAUAGUCUAAAACGACCACAGCACCCCCCUUGGCUGCAGGUUUGAUAACCAAAGAUGAGUCUUUCAUUAGUUAAUUGAGUGCCUGUUCUUCUGUCCUGGUGAGAUUCUUCUGAAUAUGGUUUGUUUUUCUCAUUUACACGGAUAUGGCUUCUUGUUCGACUAACCUACAAUGGGUAUUAAUCGAGGAGGAGUUAACCAUAGGACAGAAUGUACUUUUGGGCUUAAAAUGAGUAACAGUUCUUUGUUGUCAGUUACCCUGCAUUAAAAUCCCCCGGCCACUAGCAGUGCUGCCGCUGGAUGUGCAUUUUCUUGUUUGUUUAUGGCCCUAUACAGCUUGUUGAGUGCAGUCUUACUGCCAGCAUCGGUUUUUGAUGGUAAAUAGACAGCUACGGAAAACUCCCUUGGUAAAUAGUAUGGUCUGCAGCUUAUCAUGAGGUAUUCUAACUCAGGCGAGCAAAACAUCAAGACUUCCUUAACAUUAGAGAUUGCGCAUUAGCUGUUGUUAACAAAGAGACACACACCUCCCCCUUAACCUUACCCGCAGCUGCCGUUCGGUCUUGACGAUGCAUAGAGAAACCAGCUAGAUGUAUAUUAUCCAUGUCCUUGUUCAGCCACGACUUCGAGAAAUAUAGGAUAUUACAGUUCUUCAGGUCCCGUUGAUAGAAUAGACCAGAACACUGUCAAGCCCAAAACACUAGGCCCAUCUCACAGAACAUUAUAUCUCUAGGACAGUGCAUUAUAUUCCAUCAUGUUAAUGUUGGUAUUGCUAUUGGCAGAUAUUCCAGAGUGGAACUUUGAUGGCUCCAGCACCUACCAGGCCGAGGGAUCCAACAGUGACAUGUACCUGAUCCCAGUGGCAAUGUUUAGGGACCCUUUCACACUGGGAUCCAACAAACUGGUUAUGUGUGAGGUCCUCAAGUACAACCGCUUGCCUGCAGGUAAUUGUAAACAUAGCAAGAGAUUCCUUUCCUACUUCAGUUGACAGACACAGAGACCAACUGGUUUUGGUCUAUGAUAGACAGCAUCUAACUAAUUGACUGCUUUGACUGUCUCAUAUUCCCGUCAGUCAAACUAACCCUACAAUAUACACCUAUUCCCUCCUGUACAGAGAGUAACCUGCGAUCAGGUUGUAAGAAGGUGAUGGAGGAAGUGAAGCACUAUAUCCUCUGGUUUGGAAUGGAGCAGGAGUACACUCUCCAGGGGAUGGAUGGUCGCCCCUAUGGCUGGCCCCAAAAUGGAUUCCCAGGACCCCAAGGUGACUGACCCUACUAUAUUUUACCAUGUGUCCUUUAGUAAUGUAAAUGGUCUUAAGCACUUGGAAAAGCACUACAUAUAUGAAAUAUAUCUCUGUCUAUAUAAGUCCUAAUGUUAUCAAAUAGGCCUUUGAUUUUGGUCCCAUCUAUCUCUCUCUCUUUCUCUCUCUCUCUCAGGUCCAUACUACUGUGGGGUUGGUGCCGACAACACCUAUGGAAGAGACAUUAUGGAGUGUCACUACAAGGCAUGUCUCUAUUCUGGGGUCAAAAUCUGUGGCACCAAUGCUGAGGUCAUGCCAUCUCAGGUAAACUUUGACCUUUUGCUACAAUGCUGUAGUCUUUCAGGAAGGUUCUACAGAUGGCUAUAUAAUAUUUCCUAACUCUCAUUCUUUUAUCUCCCUCUCUCAGUGGGAGUUCCAGGUGGGUCCGUGUGAGGGGAUAGAGAUGGGAGACCACCUGUGGAUGGCACGCUUCCUGCUGCACCGUGUGUGUGAGGACUUUGGAGUUGUAGCCACUCUGGACCCCAAACCAAUGAAGGGGAACUGGAACGGGGCGGGUUGCCAUACCAACGUUAGCACCAAGGAGAUGAGGGAAGAAGGGGGGCUGCAGUGAGUAUUACUGUAAAAACAUUAUUGCACUGUAAGGUUCUGUAAGGCUGUGUAACUACGAGAUUCAGUCCAACACCUAACCUCUCCCCUCUUCUAUCAGACAUAUUGAGCAGGCCAUUGAGAAGCUGAGCAAGCGACAUGCCCAGCACAUACGUGUGUACGACCCUCACGGAGGCCAGGACAACAUCAGACGCCUCACAGGCUUACAUGAAACCUCCAGCAUCCAUGACUUCUUUGUCGGGGUGGCCAACCGCGGGGCCAGCAUCCGGAUCCCACGGCAGGUGGGCGAGGAGGGGAAGGGAUACUUUGAAGACCGCCGGCCCUCCGCCAACUGUGACCCUUAUGCCGUGACGGGUGCCAUCGCAAGCACCUGCCUGCUCGGGGUGGAGGAGGAAGAGGAGAGUACUUAAGAGAGUGACCAGACUCAUAGACACAUAUAAUACUGUAGCUGCUGGUUGGGGGAAACUGGCCCUUAGGGUUUACAUGAUUGUGGGAUAGAACUAUAUUGUAGCCAAAUAAAUCUAUACUUAAGACUGGUUGGGGGCCUCCCGAGUGGUGCAGUGGUCUAAGGCACUGCA